This is a messenger RNA of Medioppia subpectinata, 1695 nucleotides long. NCBI's taxonomy places the organism in Eukaryota, Metazoa, Arthropoda, Arachnida, Sarcoptiformes, Oppiidae. The record is from the annotation of a GenBank genome assembly.
GUCCCAAUACUUGAUAGACUCUCCGCACAAAUACCAAGAGGUAAAAUAUACGCCCUUUUGGGUGCAAAUGGAGUUGGAAAGACCACUUUAAUUCGGGCUAUAUUGGGCCGCCUAAAGCUAUCGAGCGGUUCAAUCUUGGUAUUUGGCGUCCGACCGGCCAGUCUUGGUUCCGACAUUCCGGGUCCGGGUGUGGGUUAUAUGCCUCAGGAGUUGGCUCUGUUUGACGAGUUUACUAUAGAAGAGAUACUUCAAUACUACGGACUGUUAUAUCAUAUGAAAGGCAGUGAUUGUAAGGAAAGGAUCGUUGAAUUGAUACAAGUGUUGAAUUUGCCGGAAAAGACGCGACGAAUCGAUCGCCUAAGUGGUGGACAACAGCGCCGGGUGUCGAUUGCUGUAACACUGCUUCACAGACCGAAACUCAUUAUAUUGGAUGAGCCGACCGUUGGUGUGGACUCUUUACUCAGGCAUAGGAUGUGGCAGUAUUUGGAGGACUUAUGCAAAACAUACGAAGAGGCCCGAAGUGCGUCGACUGUGGCGUUCAUGAGCUCAGGAACUAUAUUGAAAGAAUCGGAUCCCAAUAUAUUGAUGGCUGAACAUCAGUGCAAUACACUCGAAGAGGUGUUUCUCCAACUGGUCACUCAAACCAAGUCAAUAAAUAAUAAAAGUUAUGAUCAAAACACUUGCAACACAACACAACUCUAUGAUAAUAAUUGUAAUAAUGAAAAGUUUAUUGACUUAACACGUGUUAGAGCUAUGCUAUGGAAGUAUUAUAUAUUGACGAACCGAAGGCCACUGUUUUUGUUUAUGUUUUACAUCAUACCUAUCAUCGCCUUAAUAUCGAUGCAACUGACCGUCGGUCAGAGCCCUUACAACAUACCCGUUGGCCUUUACAACGGCGAUACACAACCCGCUGAACUGUCCCGACAAUACAUUCGGUCAAUCAAUGCUCAAUAUCUGCGUCUGAAUGAGUUCCCAAACAGCACCCGUGCCGUACAGUCUGUCCGCGAGGGCCGCAACUUUAUGGCCAUUGAGUUUAGCGAGAAUUUUACCAAUGCUUUCAACGCGAGGCUCACAGACAUACUGGAGAUGAGCGACGAUGAUCUGGACAACAGUCAAAUCAAGCUAUACGUCGAUAUGUCUAAUAUAGCGCUCGUGUUGUUUGUAUUUAAGAAUAUAUUUGAAGCAUUUGAACGCUUCUCCCAUUCGCUGAGCCAUACGGUUGGAUACGAUCUGUACAAAUACAUGUCUCCCGUGUCCAUCGAGACGCCCAUAUAUGGUCGCGUAGAGUUGGACGUAUCUAACCAUUUUGCACCCUCAAUAAUAAUUGUGCUAGCUCAGUGUUUGCCAAUGGUGCUGUCGGCCCUACAAAUUAUCUACGACCGCAAAAACACAAGUCUCGAGCGUAUGCUAGUGGCCGGUGUGCGCCCGAUGGAGUUUUACCUCGCUCACGUCACCCAGAAUUCUAGCCUAAUUAUUAUUCACGUGUUUAGCCUGAUGUUUAUCGCAUUCAAAAUACUUGGCGUGACGUGUUUAGGCAGUUAUGUAAAUAUUUAUUUACUACUAGUAUGGCAGGCCCUGUUAGGCAUGUCCAUUGGGCUCAUGGGUGCCCUUAUAUUGUCCGAUGAAGUCUCUGUUGCGGUGUUUUGUGGCCCUUGGAGUCUAUACCUACUUACUUCCGGUACAUCUCUGAUUUAA